UUGAAGUUUGAAGAAACGGAAGAGAGGAUCAGGUUUAGAUUAAUAAUCACAACACCAGCAUCAAGGGAGUGGUUGAAAUACUGCCGGGAAAAUGUUGCGAGUUCAAACACCACGUUUCAAGAAAAUUAUUCAACAACAGUUUACAAGUAGCAGUGGAUUAUGGUCAACAUGUCGGUAUCUCCAUGCAGGAAAUAAAUUGUUUCAGACUAACAAACCUGAGCCUCGUAGAAGUGAAAUAAAGAAAAUUCUGGUUGCUAAUCGUGGUGAGAUUGCUAUCAGAGUCUUUCGUGCAGCUACUGAGGCUGGUAUUAGGACUGUUGCUAUUUAUUCAGAACAAGAUGCUAAUCUCAUGCACAGACAAAAGGCUGAUGAAGCAUAUCUCAUUGGCAAAGGCAUGCCUCCUGUUGCAGCUUAUUUAAAUAUUCCAGAAAUCAUCAAAAUUGCAAAGGAAACAGAGGCUGAUGCAAUUCACCCAGGAUAUGGAUUUCUCUCAGAGAGAGCCAACUUUGCUGAAGCUUGUGUCAAAAAUGGCAUCAUUUUCAUCGGCCCCUCCCCCUCAAUUGUCAAAAUGAUGGGGGAUAAGGUGGAAGCUCGGCAAGUAGCAGUCAAUGCAGGUGUGCCUGUGGUUCCUGGCACAGAGAACCCAAUCAAAACUGUGGAAGAGGCCAAAGCCUUCUGUGAGCAGUAUGGGUUGCCUGUCAUAACCAAGGCAGCAUAUGGCGGAGGUGGCCGUGGCAUGAGGGUAAUCCAUAAGAUGGAAGAUGUGGAAGAGUUCUUUAACUUAGCCAGCAAUGAGGCAUACGCUGCUUUUGGAGAUGGUUCAAUGUUUAUUGAAAAGUUUGUUGGUAGGUUCAUUACCCUUUAUCUCCCAAUAUCUCAUUAG
Pocillopora verrucosa is the source of this 883-nucleotide messenger RNA. NCBI's taxonomy places the organism in Eukaryota, Metazoa, Cnidaria, Anthozoa, Scleractinia, Pocilloporidae. The record is from RefSeq and is a predicted model, not a curated record.